UCUAAACGCUCAGAAUUCCCAUUGAUAUAACUACCAAGUGCUGUACAACUUGCUUGUCCUGCAAUAGCUGAGCAAAAACGCAUCCAGUGAGGGAAGAUGACUACCACGCCGAUGCUGAACUCCCCCGUGGAGGCUGGUGCCACGACACCUGUCGGUGGGCAGAAACCGGAGGUCCACGAAAAUGUCCACCUCAAGAAGCAGCUGGGGCUCCUCGAGGGAGUCGCCAUCAUCCUGGGAAUCAUUUUUGGUUCGGGGAUAUUCAUCUCCCCAAAGGGUGUGAUCCAGGACAUGGGCUCUGUUGGCGGCUCGCUGAUCGUCUGGACCCUGUGUGGUCUCCUGUCAAUGAUCGGAACUCUCUGCUACGCAGAACUCGGGACAUCUAUCCCCAAGUCUGGUGGCGAUUAUGCUUAUAUUCACGAAGCAUUUGGCCCACUGCCGGCGUUCUUGUAUCUCUGGGAUGCGAUUUUAAUUUUUGUGCCUACAACAAAUGCCAUCAUGGGUCUGACAUUUGCAAGUUACGCCAUUCAGCCAUUUUUCCCAAACUGCUCAGUACCUGAUGCUGCAGUUAGAAUGAUUGCAGCUGUCACCAUAUGUUUCCUGACGUUCAUGAACUGUUACGAUGUCCGCAAGACUAGUCGAAUGCAAAACCUGUUUAUGUUCACUAACAUUUUGGCACUAGUACUUAUUAUCAUUGCAGGGUUGGCCUAUCUUUUUAUGGGCAACACUGAAAAUUUCAAUAAUCCCUUUGAAGGUUCCCACUCGGAUCCGGGCAGGAUUGCUGUGUCCAUUUAUUCUGGUAUAUUUUCCUACUCUGGAUGGAAUUACUUAAACUUCAUGACUGAAGAGCUGAAGAAUCCUUAUGUUAAUUACAUAUCCAUCCCACUGGUGACGUUCAUUUAUGUGCUCGCCAAUGUGGCGUACCUCGCAGUCCUCACUCCGAUAGCGAUGAUCUCUUCCGACGUCAUUGCCGUCACAUUUGCGGACAAAGUCCUGGGACCGAUGUCGUGGAGCAUGGCCCUGCUGGUUGCGCUCUCUGCAUUCGGGGGCCUCAUCGUCCACAUCAUGACGUCCUCCAGGAUGUGCUUUGUCGGUGCCCGAUACGGACACUUCCCGGCCAUGCUGUCUCACAUCAAUGUCCAGCGCCUCACCCCGAUCCCUUCUCUAGUCUUCCUGAAUCUACUUUCGCUCAUCAUGCUGUGCACGAGUGAUGUUCACGUACUUAUAACGUACUCGAGCUUCGUCGAGUCGUUCUUCAUCAUGUUAUCGGUUGCUGGAAUACUGUGGUUGCGCUGGAAGAGGCCCGAAAUGGACAGACCAAUUAAGGUGGCGUUAUGGAUACCCAUAACUUUUGUGCUGAUAUGCGCUUUCCUCGUCUUGGUGCUAUUCUACGAGCGCCCGUACGAGGUCGGUAUGGGCGUGUUGAUAACCGUGACGGGUGUGCCAGUGUACUACAUGGGGGUGGUAAGGCGGCAAGGCGAUAGGCGAUAG
Schistocerca gregaria is the source of this 1488-nucleotide messenger RNA. RefSeq names its product Y+L amino acid transporter 2-like. Gene Ontology annotation, molecular function: L-amino acid transmembrane transporter activity. The record is from RefSeq and is a predicted model, not a curated record. Gene Ontology annotation, biological process: amino acid transmembrane transport. Gene Ontology annotation, cellular component: membrane. Lineage: Eukaryota; Metazoa; Arthropoda; Insecta; Orthoptera; Acrididae.